AUGGGAGCAAAGAUUAGUAGUGAAACAUUGAUUGAGGAGAAUACGUAUCUACGACGUUUCGUUGGUUUGCAACCGAUUAGUGAUAAUGACCCAUUCUGGAAUCACUUCCUUUCCUUCAACUUCCUCAUCGAUUCUAAUAACAGAAAGGAAGUCGAGCAGUUUGAUAUUUCUUUAUCGGAUAGUCUCCAGUCGCUAAUGUAUAAUACACCAACAACUUGUAAUUUCGCGUCAUUUAUUCAUGUCCUUCUCAGACGGACAGCAGAACUGAAAGCUUCGGAAAUUUACAACAACACAAUUUUUCUUUGGCAAACAGGAAAUGCGUUAAUCAUCCUUCGGCAUAUUUGCAAGUUUUUAGUUCAAAGACUUAGCGAGACUGAAUUUAUCAAAGUUUUUCACAUGGAUAAAACCUAUUUGGGAAAAAAAGAUGCCUAUGAUUCUGAUUUUGAAGAGGAAUUUGAUGGUUUAUGUGAAAACAAGGCGGAAGAGUUACUGGAUACCCUGGUGGAUAUUUUGGUUGAUUUGCCUUCCAAUGAUUCCACGGAAACGAUUCACAUUGAAGCAGUAAAGUGCUUAAUGGUUCUGCUCAGUUCGCAGCUUUAUGAUGACGACGUCAUGAAAUCAAAUAUUUUUUACAGAUAUCUAAUGCAGGGCAAAUGCUCAACAAGAUCUUUGGAGCUUAGUCUGGCCUUAAUAUCAAAUUAUCUGCAACGGUAUACUCCAUGCGCCGUUAAACAUGAUAGGGAACCGGAAAGUAUUGUUCUGGGUCUUGCAGCGUCCGUUUGGUCAGCGGUGCAAAUUGUUACCGGUAUGGACGAUUCGAAUUCACUUAGCAAUGACAGCGAAAUUAUACCGCCUGUUUCUCUUGGAUCGUUGUCUGUGCUUCUCCUACUUAAUCUGGCAUGUCACCAAGAUCCGGAAACGAAGCUAAAUCCUUAUAAAGAAUCGCUUUCGAAGUUCCAAAAUUCUCAAGAAGUUUCAUCGCUGAAUAACAGUGAAACUGGUACAUUCAAACUAGACUACAGUUUGUUAUAUGAACGAUUAUGUGCUACAGUAAAUCAGCAGUCGCCUAUGUUGUUUCUGUACAUAUUGUUGCAUAGGAAUGUUGGCUUUCGAAAUUAUAUCCUUUCAAGAAUCAAUUUGGAAAAACUGGUACUACCAGUACUGAUUGUUCUUAGUGAUGGAGCUCAGAGCAGUGGUAUGAUUAAUUCAUACAAUGCACAUCAUGUAUAUUUAGCACUUAUUGUUAUCCUGAUUCUUAGCGAAGAUGACUUUUUCUGUAAAGUUGCCCAUGAAACGAUGAUAAAGAAUACAACGUGGUUUAAUAGCGAACGUCCAUUGGGAGAGAUUUCACUGGGUGGUUUAAUUAUUUUAGUUUUUGUUCGUAUUAUACAACUCAAUACUUUAAAAACAAAGGAUCGUUAUCUGCAUACAAAUUGUCUUGCAGCUUUAGCUAAUAUGUCUUCCUAUUUCAAAAAUCUCCCAUCCGUUGUUUGUCAAAAACUGAUCGGAUUGCUUGAGGUUUUUACUCGACGACAUGCAAAACUAAUUGAAAAUAUGCGCGUCAGGGCUGAAUAUGAUAUCAUUCAGGAAAAGGAAUCGCAUAAUUAUCAUAAGGAUAUAACCGCUUUGGAAGAAGGUAUACGUACUUUACUCGAAAUUUGCAACAGCUGCCUUUCUUCAAAUCUUCGUUCAAACCCGCAUUUCAUUUACACAAUACUUUAUAAACGUGAUCUGUUUGAUGCUUUUCAAAAUCAUCCGAUGUUCCAGGAUUUGAUUUGGAAUAUUUGCGCAGUUAUCAAUCACUUUGCAUCACGAGUGCAACUUCUAGAAAGGGGAUCUUCAGUGAGCGCUAUUCUUGCUACAAUUCAAAAAGGAGUACUCCACUGGCCUACUGAUAGGCUGAAAAAGUUUCCAGAAUUAAAAUUCAAAUACGUAGAAGAUGACAAUACAGUGGAAUUUUUUGUUCCAUAUGUUUGGCGAUUAACAUUCCAGUUCUCAACCUUGUACUGGGAUGCAACACGUAUCCGCCUCUUCAAUACUUCUUUCCUUACGUGA
Messenger RNA from Brugia malayi, 2055 nucleotides. RefSeq lists its product as uncharacterized. Lineage: Eukaryota; Metazoa; Nematoda; Chromadorea; Rhabditida; Onchocercidae. Gene Ontology annotation, cellular component: Golgi apparatus. Gene Ontology annotation, biological process: Golgi organization. The transcript has 15 exons. The coding region runs from base 1 to 2055 and encodes 684 amino acids. The record is from RefSeq and is a predicted model, not a curated record.